Messenger RNA from Dreissena polymorpha, 1819 nucleotides. RefSeq lists its product as uncharacterized. Lineage: Eukaryota; Metazoa; Mollusca; Bivalvia; Myida; Dreissenidae. The record is from RefSeq and is a predicted model, not a curated record. The transcript is spliced from 4 exons. The coding region runs from base 136 to 618 and encodes 160 amino acids.
AGCUGUCAACUGACUAAGCGAUCAUUGAAACACGUAUUUAUCUAAAAAUAGCCGCGUUGUAUAAACGACUUGAAUGUUUCGUAAUUGUGCAUUCAUUUAAGGACACGACAUCGCUACAUAUAUCAAUAACAAAUAAUGGCAAUUUCAAUGCUGCAGACGUUUUUAAUUUUGGCUGUCGGAAUACACGGGGUUACAGCUGGUGAGUGGUGUUUCGUACAGAAAUCAUUUGGCUUUGGGACUGAUUAUAAGUACUGCAGUUGGGGAUGCUGCACCUACAACUAUGGGACGCAAUGCUGUGAACAAACUAAUAUCGGAGUUCUGGUCGGUAGCAUAGUAGGAGGCGUGAUCGGUCUGAUAGUGCUUGUGUCGAUACUGGUUGCCUGUUGUUGUAUCAUGAAACGGCAGCGAGCCCGCCAGGGGCAGGUUUUUACUACAGCAAAUGUCCAACCCGUUUACGGUGCCCCCGGUACACAAAUGGCAUACGCACAGCAGCCGUACCAGCCUUACCCUACUCAAACAACCAACAUGCAGCCUGGUUACAUGUCAGCAUCCUCUCAGCCGAUGCAGUCAUGGCAACCGCCCCCAUAUGAGGAGGUGAACAAGGGUAUGAAGCCUUGAUGAGUCUUAUACAUCACGGAUAGUCUCAACAUACUGUGCUUGCGCGUGUGAACAUACGUAUGGACAUAUUGUAAACUGUAUUUUUCCUUGUUUGUUUAUUUCGUCUUUGCUUAACAAUGUUUGUUUAAUAUGCAACAAUACGAUAAAAAGACGAAGUUGAACCCAGCAACGAAAAAUGAUAAUUUAAAGACAUAUUCAACCGAGUGGGAUCGGCAAAAACCGUAAACUACCGAUUGGGACUUAAUGCAAUCAUUAAAACGCAAAUAACUGUUAUAUUGUUAUUCAAUAGAAGUUAUAAGUGUAAACAUAAAACACGUAACAACAUCAUCAGCCGACAUGUGAAGUAAAAGUAAAUGUGCCUAAAUAAUUUUCUACUUUAUUUUGAUACAUAUAUGCUCUUCUUACGGAUACAUGUUAGCCUUAUGUCCAGUUAUAUUUAUUGCCAACAAGUCUAUCAUGAUUGUGUCUAACACUUGAGGAAAAUGAUGCCCGAAAAUGGCCUCUUUUUAAUUAUUUGCGGCGAUUGAAAAGACUAAAUAUCUGGUGAUAAAUAUAUACAUACUCAAUGGUAGUUCUAAUUUUUCCCCGUUUCAAGCGUUCUUUAUUGACCUAAUCGAGUAAAAUAAGAUACUUAACACAUUUUCAAACUGUUAAGAGGGAGCAAAAUAUUUUUACACGAAAGGCGAAAAUGACAGCACUUCACACGUAUAAUGGCAAUACUGGUACAUGUAGUUUCAAAUGACUUAAACCGUAUUGUGACAUGUAGUAAAUUCGAUGUUGAUUUUCAAGAUACGAAAAAAGUAUACAGUUGUUGCACUGACUAAAAAGUAUUAUUCGCUGGGUUGUUACGUGUACCGUUUCUAUUUUGUUUAUUCUUUGAGUGGCUUACACUUGUUUUGUAUUGAAGAUUUUCUGUUUACAUCUGAACAGCAAAACAUGUUAAGGAGAUAUGUACCAGUAUUUUUCAUGUAGCAAAAAUAUACAGUGUUUUCAAUGCUGCCUGCUUUUCAUGAAUAGCUGUACUUAUACCUGUGACAGAUAAUGUGCACUUGUUUGACCGUGUGUACACCAUCUUUUUAAUAUUUGAAGUUUGUGAUAGUAUAUAUAAAACGUUCAAUAUAUGGGAAGUAAAUGUUGAUGUACAUUAGUUUCUAAAAAUGAGUAACUUAUUUUGAGAUUUGGAAUAUAAAUAUGACUCUUA